Phodopus roborovskii (desert hamster) is the source of this 2054-nucleotide messenger RNA. RefSeq names its product 3'(2'), 5'-bisphosphate nucleotidase 1 (gene Bpnt1). The record is from RefSeq and is a predicted model, not a curated record. Gene Ontology annotation, molecular function: 3'(2'),5'-bisphosphate nucleotidase activity. Gene Ontology annotation, biological process: phosphatidylinositol phosphate biosynthetic process. The transcript is spliced from 10 exons. The coding region runs from base 73 to 1044 and encodes 323 amino acids. NCBI's taxonomy places the organism in Eukaryota, Metazoa, Chordata, Mammalia, Rodentia, Cricetidae.
GCGGGGACGCGGGCGGCGAGCAACCCGGAGGGACAGCAGUUGGGACGCGGGGCGGCUGAGUGAGUGCUCAUCAUGGCUUCCAGCCACACUGUGUUGAUGCGACUGGUAGCCUCAGCCUAUUCUAUUGCCCAGAAGGCAGGAACCAUAGUCAGGUGUGUCAUUGCUGAAGGAGAUCUGGGCAUCGUGCAGAAGACCUCAGCCACAGACCUGCAGACCAAAGCAGACCGCUUGGUGCAGAUGAGCAUAUGCUCUUCCCUGGCACGGAAGUUCCCUAAGCUGACAAUAAUAGGGGAGGAGGACCUGCCUCCUGGGGAAGUGGAUCAAGAGCUGAUUGAAGACGGGCAAUGGGAGGAAAUCCUGAAGCAGCCAUGUCCAUCGCAGUAUAGCGCUAUUAAAGAGGAAGACCUUGUGGUUUGGGUUGACCCCUUAGAUGGCACCAAGGAAUACACUGAAGGUCUUCUUGACAAUGUUACCGUUCUUAUUGGGAUUGCUUAUGAAGGGAAGGCCAUUGCAGGCAUCAUCAACCAGCCAUAUUACAACUACCAGAACAAUGAAAAGGAGAAGUUAAGGGAGCAGAGGAAGGAAGCGAAGGCCGGCCCUGAUGCUGUGCUUGGCAGGACCAUCUGGGGAGUUCUGGGUUUGGGUGCUUUUGGGUUUCAGUUGAAAGAAGCGCCCGCCGGGAAGCACAUCAUCACAACCACCCGGUCCCAUAGCAACAAGCUGGUCACAGACUGCGUGUCAGCCAUGAAUCCCGACAACGUGCUUCGAGUCGGGGGAGCAGGAAACAAGAUCAUCCAGCUGAUUGAAGGCAAAGCCUCUGCUUAUGUAUUCGCUAGUCCUGGCUGUAAGAAGUGGGAUACUUGUGCCCCGGAAGUUAUCUUACAUGCUGUGGGAGGGAAGUUGACAGACAUCCACGGGAAUGCCCUCCAGUACAACAAGGAGGUGAAGCACAUGAACUCUGCCGGAGUCCUGGCUGCACUGAGGAAUUAUGAAUACUACGCUAGCCGAGUUCCAGAGUCUGUGAAAAAUGCACUGACUCCCUGAGGGGCUGUUUCCCUGGAGGACUUGGUUCUCACAGUAACAUGUCUUAGAACUGAAUUAGAGCUCAUUGACCAGUGAUUUGUAUCAGUAGUUAGGGAUAGAAGAGGCAUUAAAAAUUUUACUAUACAUAGUCUAAUACUCACAUGCCUUAAGCAUAUAAUACAUUUUAUUUGUCAUUUCUCCUGCCUAAAAAUAAUUAGCCAGGUGUGGUGGCACAUGUGAUAGUCACACAGAUAUUUCAGUGGUUGAGCUGGGAGGAUUUCUUGAGCCCAGGGCCCUCAAGACUAGACUCUACUACACAGCAAGACACUGCCUAAAAUCGGAGAAAAAAAAACAAAAGGAAUCUAGUUUUACCAUUAGCUAACCAGACCAAUUGUUUUGACAUCUGGGUAAGUUUUCAUUUCAAUGCCUUAAGUGGUCUUUUUUUGUUGCUUUUGUUAUGGUUUGCUUGUUUUUGCUUUUGUUUUUUGAGACAGGGUUUCUUCUCUGUAUAGUCCUGGCUGUCCUGGAACUCCAUCUAUAGACCAGGCUGGCCUCCACCUCUGCUUCUAGAGUGCUGGUAUUAAAGGCAUGUGCCACCACUCCUGGCUCAAGUGUUAUUGUUUUUAAGUGGAGAAAUGAAAAAGGAUUAGUUCCAAAUAACUGUCCCAGUCAUUUGUACAAUCAACAUUCCUGCUUGUAAACUGGAUUUCUUCAAGACAGAGUCUUUGUUGUUCUUGUUGAGACCGUUUUUCUUUGUAGCCCUGGCUGUUCUGGAACUUGGCUCUAUAAAUCAGGCUAGCCUCAAACUCACAGAGGUUGGCCUGCCUUUGCCUCAAGUGCUGGCUUUAAGGGUGUGUAUUACCACUGCUCAGAUAGGACCCAGAAUCUUAAGUUGCAUCAGAAUUUCACUUUUUUUUUCCCACAGUAAUUUUUAGAAUUGAUGACUCCACCAAGAAUGCAUAAUGAGAUUAUUUAUGUUGAUAGAUUUAUGGGGGAAAUUUCUUUAAAAUAAAUUAUUAUUUGCUCCUAGA